CACAACAUCCCUUGGUCCCGCUGCCCUGAGCCUGGCAAGGGAACAGGACGGAGCCGGUGGGAGGCCAGCGCUGCCAGGGAAGGACAGGCAGCCCCCAGGACAGCAGGACUAAGGGACAAGAGAUUUGUCAUGGACUACAUGCUGGAGACCAGCCAGCUAAAGCAGAAGCUUCUGAAAACCAUCUACAGCCUCCAGGUGAAGUCAUUCACCACACUGCAGUCAGCCAGCCCACUGCUGCACAGCCAGAGUGGCAUGGGCAUGGUGACCCAGCACCAGGUCCACCAGCUGGCAGAUAAGGCCAAAAGGCUGUGUGGAGAUCUGGACAACAUCAAGAACCUCCUCCACUAUUGCCAGGAUGACUUGGUCCGGCAGAUUCCCAACCCCAGUGGCAGCCGCUAUGGAGGUGUCAGUGGAAUCCAUUGCUCCCUGGAUGGCUCCAUCUACGUGACAGCUGAGAGCGCUCCCUGGGUCCACGUCCUCAGCAGCACAGGCCACACACGGCAGUCCCUGCCCUGCCAGCAAGCAGGCAAGGGAGGCAGCAUUUUCUUGCCAGAAGAUGUGACUGUGACUAGGAUGGGAAUGGUGGCUGUAACUGACGUGGUGAAUGAAGCCAUCUGGAUCUUCAACCCUCACACCAGCCUCUCCAAGCGGGAAUGGAUAAAGAUCAGGAAGGUUGGUUCCCCCAGGGGUAUUGGAGUAGACUCCAUGGGCAACAUCCUGGUAGCAGACUAUGCACAAGGCCAGGUGCACAGCUUUGCUCUGGACCAUGCCUUCAGGACAGUCAAUGUCCACUCUGUCCCCAGUCUGCAGGGACCUCGUUACGUCAGUCCGGUGCCCAGUGGAGGCUUUGUGGUGAGCGAGGAGUGUGGAGAUGUCAAGGUCUUCAUGAGCAGCCAUAAGCUCCUCUGCUCCCUCAGCAGGAAAUAUGGACACCAGUUUGGCAACCCUGCUGGGGUCUGCGUGGACACGGACGGCAGCAUCCUGGUGGCAGAUGAGCAGCGCCGCACAGUCCAUUUGUUCCCAGAGCAUGGAGCUCCCAUCUGCCUGGUGUCCACAGGGCUGCGGAGGCCCGCUGGCAUGGCUUGCUCCUCCUCUGGACACCUCUUUGUGACAGACACAGUGGAGAACUGUGUCAAAGUCUUUAAGUACUGUGUGAGGCCCCCAUACAGACACACCAAUGCUGGGGCAUCAUGUGCUGACCCCAACCAAACACACAGGUGGGGAGGGGGGGUGGUUCCCCUGCAGCCCCACUGAGCUGUGCAUCUGUUGGUGGGCUGAGAGCUCCACUGCUCUCACAGAUUCAUGUAAUAGAAUCAUGGAAUGGUUUGGGAGGAACCAUAAAGACCAUCUCAUGGCAGGGACACCUUCCACUAUCCCAGGUUGCUUCAAGCCCUGUCCAACCUGGCCUUGGACAUUUCCAGGGAUGGGACAUUGCCCCAGACUGACUGCCUGAUGGCCCCCAGCUUCUCCAGGACUAGAUCAGCUCUGGACUCACCAGAGUAUAUAAAGGAUGACCCAGAUACUCAGAAUUUGCCUUGCAUUGGUGCCUCAGCAAACUUGUUAUCACCACAUCCACAAUUCCUUGUAUGUUUUCCAAAGCUGAUAUAAAUAUUUCUCCUCCCUCCAUGAAAUUUUGAUGUGCCAUGGUCCCAUCUUCCUGAUGCCAGAGCAUGACUGGAGAGGUUAAGGCCAUGCCAGAAGUCCAUGGAAUCACACACUGGUUUAGACUGGGUCCUUAAAGAUCACCUAGAUCUACACCCUGCCAUGAGUAGGGACACCUUCCACUAGAUCAGGUUGCUCCAAGCCCUGUCCAGCCUGGCAUAACUGAGCCAACUGGUCUGUCCUAAUUCAUUCCCAGGCUAUUAGGGGGGAUUUUGCAAUUGGAGAACAGCACACUGGGUCUGCAGCAGACUUCGGGAAAAGGGUGAGAUGAAGGUAACUCCUUCUGUGCUGCAUUCCUGACCUCUACAGGGAAGCAACAACCACUGCACAGAGUAAAUUCCAUACGGAAAUGUGGAACUCCUCACAUUGCCCCACAUCCUGGGGCUGGAGCUGCCCUGUUGUCCUCAGGAGAGGAGGGAUCAGAGCCACGUCCACCGCCUUUAUCAGCAGGGGCCAGGGGAAGGCGGGCAGGGUGUGCCGACACAGGGAUGGGCGUUUUCCUCUCCCCACUCCAGCCCUCGGUGUGGGCAUGGAGCCUGACUCCUGGGUCUCUGCUGAUGUCCCAGACCCAAGUCACUGCCUCUGAUCCCAAAGAGAGCCUUGAUCCCUUCUGGCCCUGGAACAGGCACUGAACACAACAGACAGCCCGUGGUGCCCUCCAGGACCCCCUCCCUGCAGAGUGAGGCAGGAGCGGGGCUGCAGGGUCUGCAGGAACAGGGGGAUCAGCCUGUCCCAUCCCGGGAAGCUGAGCUCCCUCCUAGAAGACCAAAUCUUCCCCACCUUAUUUCCAAUUCUGUGGCAUCCAACAACAAAAAUACAUCCAACAACAACAAACCUUUUCUCUAGCCCACCCCCGACCUGCUCUCCCUUUCCAUGUGGGACCUUCUUAUGCUGCCCAGCAUCUUCCCAAGCUCCCUGGUCCAAGCCCACUGCCAGAUCACAGGACAAAACUCUCGGGCACUUGUUGACACCCGUGGGCCUCUGCUAGGCCAGGCAUCCACCGAGGCGCUCAGGAUGGGGGUCAAGAGCGUCCCAUCAGCACAGCCGAGCCCCUCGCCAGUGGCAUGGGAGACAACAGGGUGC
Poecile atricapillus (Black-capped chickadee) is the source of this 2745-nucleotide messenger RNA. RefSeq names its product NHL repeat containing 4 (gene NHLRC4). The coding region runs from base 130 to 1254 and encodes 374 amino acids. The transcript has 2 exons. NCBI's taxonomy places the organism in Eukaryota, Metazoa, Chordata, Aves, Passeriformes, Paridae. Gene Ontology annotation, biological process: negative regulation of translation; protein polyubiquitination; proteasome-mediated ubiquitin-dependent protein catabolic process. Gene Ontology annotation, molecular function: ubiquitin protein ligase activity; translation repressor activity; protein binding. The record is from RefSeq and is a predicted model, not a curated record.